UAACUUCGCCAUUUUUCAUCCGAUUUCCAUCAAACUUCGACAGAGACUUCUUCUUGGUGUUAUCGACAUGUCGCAAGGUCACACCCUAUUGAUCAUCAAUGGACGAUCCGGAUAGCACCACUCGAGGCUGCCCAAAUCCUUAUCAAGCAACAUUUCAGUAAUCAGUCAUCGUUCCUAAAACAAGAAAGAAAUGAAAUGGUGAUGUUUAACGCCAGUUACAAACUGAAGAAUUAUUUUUUAGCAUUAUGAUAAAGUGUGUAAGGUAAACUAUCAAAGACAACUUGACCUUUUGACCCACCUACCGCGUAUUAUUUUAUUCCUUCCCUAACAAAUCAAGUUUUAUGUUCCUUCAAUUUUUUGUCGACAGGCUCGUAAAAACCCUUCGAUAAUUUUUUUUAAUUAGAAAAGACAGUUUUCUUAUUUUCUUCUAGCAGUCUUUCAGUGAGGAGAAAAGACAUUUUGGUCUUUUCUGCUCACUAACUUUGAGUGCAAGAUUGCUUGACAAUUUAUCAUAAUACAUCCAUGAUUAAAAAAUUAAUUCCAGAAUCGAGAGCACGAAAUGUGAAUGUUGACAAUUUUUGUGCGGUUUGUUUCUGGGCGACAGUUUGUGCGACGCACACUGGUUCCAAAAGGUACCAGGGUUUUCGAAAAUUGAAGUUUUUUAGGCGUCGAAGCAAUUGUCGCAACCUUGUAAUUAUUACUAAAGUUGUCAAGCAACCUUGACCUACUUGCACCCAGAGCUGGGAAUCAAUCCGGAUUAGUCAAUGUGUUUAAAUGGCCAAUCCCAAUCCCCAAUCCCCAAUCCCUCUAUUCUUUAACAUUGAGUAAUCCGGAUUGAUUCCCAGCUCUGCUUGCACCCUCACAAAAAUUUCAACUGCAAAGGAAAUAAAUUCAUAAUGGAUGAAUGAGUGAGGUGAAUGACCUCAGUAAAAUUUUGUCUCAUUUUCUCCCCUUUCGCCUUCGUUUCCUAGGUGGUCAUCGUUGCCUCGUUUCGGUAUUUUAAUUUUCAGUCCAAGUCUCCCCUCCAGCUGACCGCAUCAACGCCCUCCUGAUUGAAGGUUAUCAUCAUUUAAUUUCAAGGCUUAUCGACUCGUGAGACUCCUCUGCAACAUAGUUCCUGGACCACGGCCGCUUGUCACGUAAUUGGGAAUGGGAAAUCAUCCAAGUGCAACUUGUGAUGAGCCAAGAGAAGAGGCAAAAAUGAUGAGACGAAAGGUGAUAUCUCCCCAUCGAAUCGAGGGUGAUGGAGAAGAUGUGGAAAUUCCGGAUAUUUCCGAUAGUAUCAGUUCCAUUGAUGAUGAAUCACCUCGCCGAGGUUGUGGUGACCUUUUCCGGUUAAUGGACAACAAGAAUAAGGAAGAUACAGACGAAGAGCCGGCUCCACAAGUUCCAAUAAACUUUUCUUCACCAGCAGCAACUACGUCCAUUUCUAACACAACUGUGUCCCCCCGGAUGAAGAGCAAAAUUACGCCUUCUGUUUCUGCAUCAACAUCCUUUGAUGAACGGUACAAGUACAAAAUUUCAAUCUACAGCAAAGUCAGUGGGUGUCGAAUGACGAAUUUGCCAGAUUAUACGAUUGUUAAACAAGUUCGUGUAGUGAGUUUGCAACAUAUCACAGACGGGGAUCCAGUUGCCGUGCUUAACAUCAAGUUUGCAUAUGAAAAAAUGAAAAAUGGAGGUUUGCAGGUAAUCACGGAUGAUAAACGUCUAGCUCAUGCUCUCAGUGGACUUGGCUACUUUGCGACGAUACCUUGCAAAAUGACAUUCCCCAACAGCCCCAGAGUUGUCGGAUUUGUUAAGGACUUGCCAAUAAAUAUGGAACCUGCUGAAUUAAAGCGUGAAAUUAGAACAACCUUACCAGAGGUUUACAGUGUGAGGUACAUCACGGAACGGUGUGCAGGAAAAAGUCGGCCUUCUCAACGCCCUUGUGCCUUUGUCUCCUUCAAUUUACGGUACCUGCCUGGAUUCAUUCGGGUCUAUGCAAAAGAUUAUGAAAUUCUGGUUCCUAAUCCAAUGCAGUGUACGAGGUGCUGCAGAUAUGGACAUCAAGGAAAACAAUGUCGAGCGGAAAUUCGAUGCCCAAUUUGCGGAAAACCUCAUGCCAAGCAAUACUGUAACUCUCAGAUUUUUCGAUGCGUCAAUUGCAAAGGUGGUCAUCCUUCCACGUCUCACGAAUGCUUAGUUUGGCAACAAGGAAAGCUGAUGAAUGAACUACGGUAUCGUGGUGGACUUACUGCAGAAGAGGCAAUUGACGUUGCUAGCAAUGGAACAAUUCAGCACAAGAAGCACUCCUUCAUCGCCCCUACUAACGAAUAUUUCGAAAACUUGGAAAGCUUUUAUUUGGGAAGUGGAAGUGGAGAUGGUAGUGGAGAAGAAAUUGAUGUCAACUCGGGUGUUGACUCAUCUGCAAAUCCGAUGGUCAACGUUUCAGACGAUCCACACAACAAUGAUUGUCACUACAAUGAGGAAAAUGUCGUCUUCCAUCCGCGUUUCAUAGCUGGUCAAGAAUUUCUUGACAUUAUGACGGAUUUCUUCCUCAAGCUCGCAAAUCCUACAAAGAAUUACACUAGUGCAAUGUUGAUGCCAGGAUUUGAAGAGGACUCUGUUGUUCAUCGUCUAAACACUUGCAGGUUAAAGAAACCUUCACGAGUGGCCCAACAAUUUAAAAUCAGCGUGUUACAGUCACUGGAGGAAGAUGAACGCAAAAAACUUGGCGAAAUGGAACAUGACUAAGGCCACCGAUAACUUCAUUAAACUAAUAUUAUCUUGUUGAAUUCGAUAUAUUAAUAUUUGAUUAUUAGUAAUAGUAUUAGUCCCAGGCUGAGACCUGGUAAAUUUCAAAAUUAUUAGUGAUGUCAAUUAUAGUUGUCUUUAAAAAUCUUUUGCUAAGAGAUUAAGCGUAUUGUACUACUGUUGGAGUACACGCCGUUGAUGUACAUAAGUAAAUGUUGUGUGUAUUAUGUCGCAAUUCAUUAGAAAUGUCAAACAAGUUUUACAUUGCACUAAAAAUAAAUAUGUUGUGUUGCCCUUCAAAGAAGAUUAAGGGGGUAACCGUCUCCGA
This is a messenger RNA of Folsomia candida, 3061 nucleotides long. RefSeq lists its product as uncharacterized. The record is from RefSeq and is a predicted model, not a curated record. Bases 1150 to 2733 code for a protein of 527 amino acids. The transcript is spliced from 10 exons. NCBI's taxonomy places the organism in Eukaryota, Metazoa, Arthropoda, Collembola, Entomobryomorpha, Isotomidae.